Molecule: messenger RNA, 594 nt
Organism: Symbiodinium sp. CCMP2592
Lineage: Eukaryota; Dinophyceae; Suessiales; Symbiodiniaceae
Source: the annotation of a GenBank genome assembly
AUGGGCCUUCGCCAUACCAUGGCUACGGCCACGACUGGUGGGGUCCGCCUCGAUACUAUCGAGACCGAUACGACCGCGAUCGGAAAUGGGACCGGGAGCAGGACAAGGAUAAAGAGGGCAAGCCGGCCGACCGGCCCCGGAGUGAGGAUGGGGAGAAGGGCAAGGAGGCGAACUCAGGUCCUGCGCUCGAGCUGGCAAGGAAGCCAUAUCGGCAGAUCAUUGACGAGCUCAUCAAAAACACUGUCCUAUGCCGCAACGACUUUGACCAUAAGAUCCUUCUCCUGUUGGAUGCACUCUGGGAGCGGAACAAGCUGCAAGAUGCCUGCUCCCAUGUCAAGAAAGUGGUGGAGGUCCUUCCACGAGAUAAGGUCACACACUGGAGAGGCUACCUCCACAAGCUGCUGCGAAACUUCGACGAGGAUGCGUACCACGACGUCAAGGGCACGCUGGCAGCUGCAAACGCAGAGAAGCUGCCUUGGAUCCAGGAGAAGCCUCCAGCUUCCGGAGACUCUCUCCGUGUGUGUGCAGCUGAAUUCCAGCCGGGACAGCUGGCUUGGAGUGGAGCUAUCGGGAAGAAUGAGUAUGUGGCAGUAG